Racocetra persica is the source of this 699-nucleotide messenger RNA. The record is from the annotation of a GenBank genome assembly. NCBI's taxonomy places the organism in Eukaryota, Fungi, Glomeromycota, Glomeromycetes, Diversisporales, Gigasporaceae.
ACUGCCGUCGAAACCGCUAAUGUAAAACAUUCUCUUAAUCCUUUUGAUGAAAUUGCGAUUGAGGAGGCAAUAAGAUUAAGAGAAAAAUUAGGUGAAAAUAUAGUAAAGGAAAUUCUCGCAGUGACUUGUGGUCCUUCUAAAGGUCAAGAACAGUUGAGAACUGCACUCGCUAUGGGUGUGGAUAGGGCUAUACACGUUGAAAUAUCUGACGAUUCGUAUUCAAAAUUACAACCUUUGGGUGUUGCUAAAUUAUUAAGAGCUAUUGUUGAAAAAGAAAACCCCAAUUUGGUUAUUUUAGGAAAACAAGCUAUUGAUGAUGACGCUGGUCAAACAGGUCAAAUGUUAGCCGGUUUAUUAAAUUGGCCUCAGGCUACUUUUGCAUCUAAAAUUGACAUUAGCGGAGACAGUAUUAAAGUAACGCGUGAAGUCGAUGGUGGUUUAGAAACAAUUGGUAGUAAAUUGCCUUCAGUCAUUACUACGGAUUUGCGAUUAAAUGAACCCCGGUUUGCUACUCUCCCUAAUAUCAUGAAAGCCAGGAAGAAACCCUUGGCUAAAUUCACACCACAAGAUUUAAAUGUUGACAUAACUCCUCGGCUAGAGACAAUUUCUGUAACGGAUCCGCCAACAAGAAAAGGAGGUGGUAAAGUAGAUUCAGUGGAUGAUUUAAUUUCCAAGCUAAAAUCGGCCGGGGCUUUGUAA